Messenger RNA from Tribolium castaneum (red flour beetle), 1399 nucleotides. RefSeq lists its product as uncharacterized. Gene Ontology annotation, cellular component: membrane. Gene Ontology annotation, molecular function: sulfotransferase activity. The transcript is spliced from 4 exons. The record is from RefSeq and is a predicted model, not a curated record. Gene Ontology annotation, biological process: carbohydrate biosynthetic process. Lineage: Eukaryota; Metazoa; Arthropoda; Insecta; Coleoptera; Tenebrionidae. The coding region runs from base 406 to 1281 and encodes 291 amino acids.
UUUGAUCAAAAUAGAUCAUGUGGACAAUGAGACAAUUAAUUGGUUUUCAUUGAGAGAAAUAACGCGAGAAAUAUCGGGUGUUUUUUAUUGUUAAUGUGGUGAGCAGUUUUAUUUGUUUUGAGGGGUUGGUACACCUGUUAGUUUCAAAGCCAAAUUCCUCAGAUUGGAACAACAGUUCGUGACUUAAAACGUGCCAUCCAACGCAACUUCACCCUUCGCCAGCAGCGUCUUCGCAGCAAAACGAAAAUAUCCUGGCGUUACAUUUGGCGCACUUACGACCUCCUCCAUUGGGGCAAACCAAUGCUGAAAGACGGCGAACUGGUCAGCAAUUACGGCGUUGUCAAUAAAUCUGAAAUUCGAUUCGCGAAAAAACUACGCGGUAAAGUCGAGACAUGUUAACUUGGAAUGGUUGCGUUGGAACAAAUCAUUUUCGGACAGUUGUUGGUCUUGAUCGUAAAUGCAAGAUAUCCAUGGUUGGAGCAAGUGAUAAGACAGGAACAAUUGACAGCGGGGUGUGAUAGACUACGAGUGAGGAAAAGUCUCAAUUGGUUGCAAUUGGAUCACGUGUUGGUUGAUCACAAACACCGGUUGUUGUACUGUUAUGUGCCAAAGGUGGCGUGCACGAACUGGAAGCGGAUUUUGAUGGUUUUGACAGGCGUGACCUCGGCCACGAACGUGGUGGACAUCCCUGGAUCGGUGGCACAUGCGGAGAAUUCUACCUUGAAGUUGUCUCAGCUUCGAAAUGACAGUAUUGCCAACUGUGUCAACACUUACACGACGUUUAUUAUGGUGCGGCACCCGUUUGAGCGCCUCCUAUCGGCCUAUCGCAACAAAUUUGAAACAACAUAUACUCAGUAUUUUCGGGUGCGUUAUGGCAAAGACAUAAUACGUAAGUACCGCAAAAACGCCACAAAGACAGAUCUGGAGACGGGGCGCAAUGUUUCGUUCCGUGAGUUCGUGUUGUAUAUUUUGGACGGGGGGGCUGCAGCUAACGAACAUUGGGCCCCCAUCUAUGACCUGUGUCAGCCUUGCUCUCUGAACUAUACGUUUAUCGGGCGCUACGAGACACUCGGGGAGGAUUCUAGGGCUCUUCUCGAUAUGAUCGGGGCGCCGUCUUUGACGUUUCCGUACACGAAACCGUCAAAUACGGCGUAUAAGUUGAAACGAUAUUUCCAGCAACUGUCAAUGAGUGAUAUUCAACGUUUGUAUAAGCAAUACGAGUAUGAUUUUAAAUUGUUUGGGUAUAAUUUAGAAGACUUGUUAGGUUUUGAUUUACCUUAAUUUAUUUCCGAUAAGAAUUUGUACAAAUAGAAAUAUAGGUAGACAAAUAAAACAUUUAAAAAAAAUUGUUACGCAACGAAUGAUCACAAUAAAUGCCACAACGGUUACUACUCCAUGA